This is a messenger RNA of Scomber japonicus (chub mackerel), 2974 nucleotides long. RefSeq names its product multidrug and toxin extrusion protein 1-like. NCBI's taxonomy places the organism in Eukaryota, Metazoa, Chordata, Actinopteri, Scombriformes, Scombridae. Gene Ontology annotation, biological process: xenobiotic detoxification by transmembrane export across the plasma membrane. The transcript has 15 exons. Gene Ontology annotation, molecular function: xenobiotic transmembrane transporter activity; antiporter activity. Gene Ontology annotation, cellular component: membrane. Bases 241 to 1920 code for a protein of 559 amino acids. The record is from RefSeq and is a predicted model, not a curated record.
UGCACAGGUGUACCUGAUAAAGGCCAGUGAGUGUAUGUGCACAAACAUAAAUACAUGUAUUUACAUAUAAAACAGGUAACUAAAUAAAGUAAAGAAGGUAUCAGUUUCAGCAUCAGUUUGUUGUAGCAGUAAUCCAACUAUAUAUAUACCGUAUAUAAAAUAAUAAGCUUUCCUACAAACUUAAUAUACCCUGUAUCAUCAGACUGUCAUUUCUAUUUCCUCCAGAUCAUUUCCCAGCUGAUGGUGUUUCUGAUAGGUAUCAUCAGCAUAGUGUACUGUGGUCACAUGGGAAAAACAGAACUAGCAGCUGUAUCACUCGCAAAUGCGGUGGUUAACAUCGCUGGUAUAUCCGUUGGCACUGGUUUAUCAGCAACUUGUGAUACCCUCAUAUCUCAGACGUAUGGGAGCGGUAACUUGAAGCGCGUGGGUGUGAUUCUCCAGAGGGGGAUUCUUAUACUACUGCUGGGCUGUUUCCCCUGCUGGGCCGUCCUCAUCCACACUGAACCUCUCCUACUUGCUAUCAAACAGAGCCCAGAGGUCGCCAGUCUCGCCCAGCUGUAUGUGAAGAUCUUUAUGCCUGCUUUGCCGGCUGCUUUUAUUUACCAGCUGCAAGGACAGUAUCUUCAAAAUCAGGGAAUUAUGUGGCCCCAGGUUAUAACUGGAGUGGUUGGAAAUGUGCUGAACGCUCUCAUCAACUACAUCUUCCUUUAUCCUCUGGAGCUGGGUGUUCCUGGAUCUGCAGCAGCCAAUUCUAUCUCACAGUAUUCGCUGGCUUUGUUAUUAUUCAUUUACAUCUACUGGAGGGGUCUGCACAAAGCCACUUGGGGAGGCUGGUCAAUUGACUGUCUGCACGAAUGGGGUGACUUUGUGAGACUGGCCAUUCCCAGCAUGUUCAUGAUUUGUCUGGAGUGGUGGACGCUCGAAAUUGGAGAAUUUCUGGCUGGUCUGAUAAGCGAGGUUGAGCUGGGCGCUCAGUCCAUAGUAUACCAGCUGAGCAGUAUAGCUUACAUGGUCCCACAAGGAUUCACAGUUGCUGCCACAGUACGCGUUGGGAAUGCUCUUGGUGCAGGAAACGUAGAGCAGGCCAAGCUGUCCUGCAAAGUUCCCAUCAUAUGUAUAUUCACAGUCGCAUGUGUUGUUGGAGCCAGUCUAAGCAUCAGCAGAAAUGUCAUUGGAUACAUUUUCACCACAGAGCAAGACAUUCUUCAGAGGGUUGGUGAGGUCGUGCCUCUAUUAGGUUUCUUCCAUAUUGCCGAAGCCACUUCGGUAAGAAACAGCUCAAUUAACAUUUUGAUGCACAUAAUCAGCAAAGCUUUUCUAGACAUUUUCUUAUAUACAAAAUGUGAUUUGACUAAAUACCCACAGGGAGUAGCUGCAGGUGUUCUUAGAGGAGCAGGGAAACCGUUGUUUGGUGCUCUGUGUAACCUGGUGGGAUUCUACAUCAUUGGUUUACCUACUGGUGCGUCCCUGAUGUUUGCAGCAAACAUGGGCAUUGUGGGGCUGUGGACAGGACUUGUCAUUUGUCUGACACUGCGGUGUAUUGUUUUUAUCAUAUUUUUUUGCAAACUUGACUGGAAAAAGGCAGUUGAAGAGGCUCUUGUGAGAGCAGGAGUCCAGAAUGCAGAAGAAAAAGAGAAAGAGUUGGAGCAAACAGACUUGAAUCAGAAGCAGGCCUCGGUCACCACAACUACAUCCAGCUGUGUGAGUGCUGAGGAGGGGGGCACAGACCUAGAAGAACAUGAUCCAGACCACAGUCAACUACAAUCCACUACUACUACUACUACUACUACUACUGUGGGGGAUGUGCUGUCAGUGCCACAGCUGGUUUUACGGCGUGGCCUGGCGUUGUUAGUCAUGGUUGUCAUUCUUGUCGCUGGAAUCAUAAGCAGCGACUUGCUGGUGAGGUUGUUAAAAGAAUAACACCAUUUUAUAAUGUCUAUAGUGAGAGAGGGCUGCUCAUCCUGUUCUGUGCAGCUUUCAAUCACUCUUCGCUUUAUUUUUAUAUGCUUUGUUUUAUUUUUGCCUUACUGGGCUGUGUAGUCGUUGUAGUUAAUCAAUUAUUACUCAAAGAGCCAGAGAGAACAAUAUAUAUUUUCUUAACUAUCAAACUAAACCAGGGACUGCAAUAAAUAGUGGGGUUACAGUUUUCUAAUGCAGCUACAUUGUACAAUCUGUCCUGUUUGCUUUGAUAUUCAAACACUAUGUCGUAAGCAAUAAUAUUAAGGUGCUGUACAUCUUGAGGUAUCAGAGUUCAUAAGCACAGAUACUGGACUGUGUGCUUUCUCACCUAUUAUCUGUUAAAUCAGAGUGAAACAUGUGGAUCAAAAUGAGUUUUUUGAUCCCAAAGAGCAGUCACUGUACGUCAUCUGAACUGUGACUAACGAAGUCUGCCUAUCAUUGCUGCAAUCGAUAGCUAGAAUUGGCAGGCCGUGCUGGUCAGCUGAUUGAUUCCAGAUGUACUCACACAUGUGGCUAAGCUGCCUUGAGCCCCUAUAUGCUUCAAACAAAAACUGUUUUUUGUGUGGACUGCCAUUUUUAUUUCCUGCCAUUUACUCUAUUUUUGUAUUGAUGUUUUAUGAAGUAUCUUGUGUAUGACAUGUUAUACAAAUAAGUGUCCUUGCCUUGCAAAAUAGACAUAACUACUAUAUCACUGCAGAGGACUGUUUUCCCAAGAAAACCUAACAAAGAUAAUAUUCUCUUGAGGUGCCAGCUAGCUAAUACUGCGCUUUUAAGUGUAAAUGUGUGUAACUGUGUUAGUACGGGCAAUGGAUUCCACCUGGGACACCCUACACUCUAUUCUUCCCUGCCAAAACACCUGAGAAUAGUAGAGAGGUGUUUCAUAAAGAAGGUUAGGUAAAGGGGGCUUUGUGAAAAGUCUGGCUGAGCCCAGAGGGUUUAAAUUGUUCUUUAAAGCCACCUAAGAGCUAAAGUGAUAAGACUAAUUAAAGCCUGUUUUCAGCUGUUAUAUGACUUG